AUGCCGGAAGCUCAAGCGGAAAUGCGACCGACAAUGGCCUUGCCGCUUACGGGCAAUGGAGAACCAGGAUCGCAGAGUGGUUCCCCAAACUCUGGAGUGCCCAGAUGUCACAUAUCGAAGCCAGCAUGCAUUGAAUCAAGUGAUCCUGACAACACUGGCAACAUCGAGAUUCCAGCUGCCUUGAAAGCUCUAGGCUAUACGGACAGCAAUCCUUUUGCAAGCAUCAUUCCGAGUAGCCACUCCCCCAGUCCCGUCAUCUCGAAGGACUUUCCGCUAGAGAUACAGGAAGCGCUCCGAGCUGUGCCUCCCCGACCAUACACAGAUAUCCUCAUAUCAGUUUACUUCAGCCACGUUAACUACCACUACGAAGCCAUCCACCAAACCACCUUCGUCGCAGAUUAUGCAACAUGGUGGGGGAGACGAGCGUCGAAAGCCAUGUCUGACGUGGCGCUUACCAGUCUAGUACUGCAAAUGUGUGCUCUGGGCACGCAAUUCGUUUGGCCUUCCACGGAUCAGAAACUGGAAUCCGAACUGGGAGAGUCGGUCGACCACCUUGGGAUGCGUAUGCAUGAGGCUGCGCAACGCUUAAGCACUUUCAUACCACCCGGUGAGGGUGGAUUGCCGCUCAUACAGCGAUUGUUUCUUGCUGGCGGGUGGUUGAAGAAUCGGGUCGAGGUUACCAGAUCGUGGCAUUUGAUAUGUUCAGCCGUCCGGGAAGCACAGGAGAUCGGUCUACAUAUCGACAGCGCGGCGCAGGAAAUCUCGACGUGUGAACGAGAAGUGAGACGGAGGAUGUGGUACAUAUUAAACAUCUGGGACACGACUUUCUCCGGCUCGUUCGGCAGACCACGCAUCAUACAAGAAUUCGGCCAAGUCCCCCCACCAAACCCCCGUUUCGAACUUGCAGACAGCGUAAGCGAGGAGACAUCUGCGGCAGCAAUCAUCAUUCGCGAGUAUCGACUCUGGGCAUUUCUGUCUGACCCUUUGAGCGAUGGGAACAGCCCGCAUGCCAAGAUUCAAUUCGUCAAUGAUUGGAUCCGUGGCCUGCCAACUGUAUACAGCACCAUCGGGAGCGGUGCGAUCGGCGACGGCGAUCUCUUUGCGAACAAGUUUCGCAGGAUCAAGUUACAUUGUAUGGGAUACAUGGCUCUGUUGGCAUACUUACGACGAUAUUUAUUGAGCCCUCCUCAUCCGAAUUGCAGAGACACCGAGGCAAGUAGUCUCCGCGAAGCGGCGAUUCAAGUGGCGAUCCAUCUCAUGCGCAUCAGCAAAGAGUUCUUUACCCUCUGCCACCCAAUCCACUCCAAGUACUUCUUAGUGCAAUUCUGUCCGUUCGACACCGCAUCGACUUUAUGCUCCGCUCUUCUUCGUGAUACGAGCCGAACAUGGAUUUCGCACAGACUGAGAGCGAUUCAGGCGCUUGGAUGUGCGCUAUAUAUAUUGGAGAAGUUAAAGAACUUGAAUAGGAUGGGGAGCGCGACGUGGACUAUUCUCACAACCAUGCUGGCACAAGUAGACUUGUCGGCGGACGAGCAGCAAAUGAUGAAUCAAUCGAGGCGAACUGGAGAUAUUGGUGGUUUUAUCGCGACUUUCCCGGCAGGCGAGGAAACCACGGAGACGAAUCUUUUAGAGUCGUUCUCCCCUUUGGAGUCCAUCGAGCAGCUACUUGUCGGAGAUAACUUUGAGAUAGAAGCGACAGCUCAGGAUGCAGCGGAUUUAGACUUGGGGCUGGUUGGUAUUGGUUAUAAUGGUUCAGGCAUCAUGGCCCUAGAGGAGCAGAUAAACAGUAAUAUUUUCAAUACUACCUGGAGCUGGGAUAAUAUUGAUUAA
Messenger RNA from Colletotrichum paranaense, 1830 nucleotides. RefSeq lists its product as uncharacterized. Lineage: Eukaryota; Fungi; Ascomycota; Sordariomycetes; Glomerellales; Glomerellaceae. Gene Ontology annotation, molecular function: zinc ion binding; DNA binding. The record is from RefSeq and is a predicted model, not a curated record. Gene Ontology annotation, biological process: DNA-templated transcription. Gene Ontology annotation, cellular component: nucleus. The coding region runs from base 1 to 1830 and encodes 609 amino acids. The transcript has 3 exons.